CGACGACGUACGUGGACCCCCCGCCGACGUUCAGGAGUGUCUGCUGUGGGGAGAGGCUGGUGCCGGAGACAGACGUGCUCGUCGUACCAGGGGCAGCAAUGCUACCCGAGCCAGACGCGUUGGAUGAGCCGCUGGGUGCGGCGCCGCCGGAAGCCCCCGACGGCGCGCUUCCUCCAGCUGAGGCGGCGGCGGCAGGUGCGCCCGUACUGGCAUUGCCAUUGCCAGAGGAACCGCCCGCAGAGGGGGCACCUGGUGAGUUGCUCUGAGCGCCGGGAUUCUCGUUGGACGUGCCGCUCCCGCCUGCGGUCACGGAGGAGUCGCCAGACCCCCCGCCGGAAGAUCCUGAGCCUGAAGAACCUGAUCCAGAAGAGCUGCCACUACCACCGCUGCUCCCUACAGAGGACCCGGUGUCGCCAGGCGAGCUCCCGCCCGAGGAGCCCCCGCUAUUCCCAACGCCCCCGCCGGAGGAGCCAGUACCGCUUCCCGGAGACGCAGAAGAGCCCGUGGGCGUAGGCGCAGCAGCCUCCGACUUGUGCGUCGGCGUCGGG
Messenger RNA from Gloeophyllum trabeum ATCC 11539, 548 nucleotides. RefSeq lists its product as uncharacterized. The record is from RefSeq and is a predicted model, not a curated record. The transcript has a single exon. The coding region runs from base 124 to 513 and encodes 129 amino acids. NCBI's taxonomy places the organism in Eukaryota, Fungi, Basidiomycota, Agaricomycetes, Gloeophyllales, Gloeophyllaceae.